ACCGAUUCUUUUGCUUUCUAGCUCAAUUUUACACAAGAGUCAAGUGGUCUUUAUGGAAAGUGCAAAGCCGCCAACGCGUCUUCGUCCCUUUCCCAACCAUCCACCAUCCCCCCCAACAGAUUCGGAGAAGACACUAUUCGAUCCUAGACUCGCUUCUCCGAGGACCGAGUCGAGACAAGUGAGACAAGAUGAUUCAAUACCCCUAUUCCCCUUGAGUCUGGAUAUAUAAAACCCUCGAGCACUCUCCAGACUGAAAGUAC
This is a messenger RNA of Lentinula edodes (shiitake mushroom), 260 nucleotides long. RefSeq lists its product as uncharacterized. Bases 53 to 229 code for a protein of 58 amino acids. NCBI's taxonomy places the organism in Eukaryota, Fungi, Basidiomycota, Agaricomycetes, Agaricales, Omphalotaceae. The record is from RefSeq and is a predicted model, not a curated record. The transcript has a single exon.